Cajanus cajan (pigeon pea) is the source of this 420-nucleotide messenger RNA. RefSeq lists its product as uncharacterized. NCBI's taxonomy places the organism in Eukaryota, Viridiplantae, Streptophyta, Magnoliopsida, Fabales, Fabaceae. The record is from RefSeq and is a predicted model, not a curated record.
UAAAAAUGUGCAUUUGAAAAACUAAACAACAACACUUGAUUUUUCACUCACAGCUUAAUACAAGAACCAAGAUAUGGACUCCGAAAAGAUGAGCUAUAAUGCUGGACAAGCCAAGGGCCAAGCUGAGGAAAAGGCUAGCACCAUGAUGGACAAGGCUUCCAAUGCUGCCCAAUCUGCUCAAGAAUCCUUGCAAGAGGCUGGGCAGCAAAUGAAGGCUAAAGCGCAAGAGGCUGCUGAAGUUGUGAAGAAUGCAACUGGGAUGAACAACAACUAAGGAAGCUAAAUGUAUCAUUAAAUAUGCUAGACUUGGUUUCCCUUCAAAUAAACCUUGUUCUGCUGAUACAUGUAUUUUGCAGAACCAUUGUUCCAUUUUUUUCCUUUAAAUUUUUAAUAUUAAAUUUCUAGUGCUUAUUAAAUGUC